Dendrobium catenatum is the source of this 1238-nucleotide messenger RNA. Its product is annotated as protein IQ-DOMAIN 14-like. The transcript has 3 exons. The record is from RefSeq and is a predicted model, not a curated record. NCBI's taxonomy places the organism in Eukaryota, Viridiplantae, Streptophyta, Magnoliopsida, Asparagales, Orchidaceae. Bases 133 to 1215 code for a protein of 360 amino acids. Gene Ontology annotation, molecular function: protein binding.
UAUUUGUCGUUCAUUUUUCAUCUUUUCCUCAUUUCUUCUCUGUUUCCUCUUUCAGGCCCACACUUACAUUAUAAUUCUCAGAGAAAACUGCAAACUUGCUUGCCUUCUCUGUUUGAGUUCCUGUAAAAAACAAUGGUGAAAGCUGGCAAAUGGUUCAGGAACUUCUUGACCGGAAAAAAAGAGAAAAGCCAAGAAAAGGAGAUUGAAAAAAGUGUAUGGCUGCAGCUUCCACCGCCACCGCCACCGCCACCGACAACCCCAAAAGAGAAGAUGAGGAGAAAUUUCAACCAGGAAAUGGAGAAAUACAAUCCAAAAGAACAAUUUACGUUCUUCUUUGUGCCGGAGUUCGAUCAGAGGCGGUAUGGCGUGGCUGUGGCUUCAGCCACUGAAGCUGCUGUUUAUCUUGCAAAAGCAGCGAGAAGGAAAUCCAGGUUUGCUCCAAUUGAAGAAAUUGCUGCAAUCACAAUACAGUCUUCAUUCAGAUCUUACUUGGCCAGAAAAGCUCUACGGGCAUUGAAGGCACUGGUGAAGUUGCAGGCGGUGGUGAGGGGUUUCCUGGUGAGGAAGCAAGCUGCGGCUACUCUUCGAAGCAUGCAAGCUCUGCUGGCAGCACAAGCCAGAGCUCAAGCUCAAAGAGUUCAAAUAAUGGAAGUUGUUCAUGAAUUGCCAUUGAAGGAAAGCAGGAAGAUGAUGAGCCAGUUUAAAUUACAGCAGUUGCAGAAAUCAUACUUGGAAGAUAUGGAGAAGAAUAUGGAAAUAUACAUAGAACAAUCAAAAGGCAGCUCAAAGAGCAGGAAGAGCAAUCAAAUUGCACACAGUGAUAACUUCAGCUACCUGAAGGCCUCUUCAGGUCCUUCAGUCUUAAAUGAGAUGAGCAGAAGGGCGCAAAGCGCUCGCUUCGAUGAGUUCUCCUCCUUCACUGCAUCGAAGAAUAGCUAUCAGUUCUCAUCAGGAGCUUCUAACAGGCCUGGAAGAAUGAGCUUUUCCGAGGAACUUCUAAUGCAAGAGAAGCCUUACCUGAUUUCCCCUGAAUCACCACCGCAACCAAGCUACAUGGCCCAGACUGAAUCUUGGAGAGCCAAAGCAACAACACAGAGCGUGCCAAGGAGAAUUCCUGAAUCUUUUGAUCAAAAACUAUCGAGUAAACAAAGAGAAUUUGAAGGAAGGAGCUUUGGCAGAGGCGCAGCAAGCAAAUUCCAUGAAAGAUGUUCUUGAUUGGACUGAGUUAAUUGACUAAU